This is a messenger RNA of Guillardia theta CCMP2712, 3888 nucleotides long. RefSeq lists its product as hypothetical. NCBI's taxonomy places the organism in Eukaryota, Cryptophyceae, Pyrenomonadales, Geminigeraceae. The record is from RefSeq and is a predicted model, not a curated record. Gene Ontology annotation, cellular component: cytoplasm. Gene Ontology annotation, biological process: cyclic nucleotide biosynthetic process; intracellular signal transduction. Bases 31 to 3780 code for a protein of 1249 amino acids. Gene Ontology annotation, molecular function: adenylate cyclase activity; protein binding. The transcript is spliced from 5 exons.
CCCUGGUGUGAGAAGCGCAAAUGCGCCAUCAUGUUUGCCGACAUUUUGGGAUUCACUGCACUUACCGAGGGCCUUGCCAAGAGGGGAGCGGAAGGAGUGGAGAAGAUCACGCAGAUUCUCAACACGUAUUUCAGCCUGCUCAUUGACAUAGUUCACAGCAAUGGAGGGGAUGUGAUCAAGUUUGCGGGGGAUGCUCUGCUGGCCCUGUGGGAUGCCUCAGACGACGAUCUUCUCCUGUCGACCUGCAAGGCGGCCAGCUGCGCUCUUCGCAUCCAGGAGGAGCUGUCGAGCAUGACGAGCCAGGAUGGAGUGAAGCUUUCUUUGCGCAUCAGUGUCACCUGCGGCGACCUGCACAUCGGGAUUAUGGGGGGUAACAAUGGAAGAUGGGAGAGUUUUCUUACUGGGAAGCCGCUCAGAGAAGCUGGAGUUGCGUGUGAGAACUCUUUGCCUGGAGAUGUCAUGAUAUCAUCGGACGCGCAAUCUUUGCUCGAGUCGAUUUCUGUGUCUGUCCUGUCCUCGGGAGGGUUCUUUCACCUCAAGUCGAUUUCAGCUCGCCCUGAAUCAAUGCAAGAUCUCGACGAUUACAUGUUUGAGGACGUGCCAGCGAAGCUAAAGAACUUCAUUCCUGUCGAGUGUCAGGCUCGGAUCGACGCAGGGCAGCUGGGAUGGCUGAACGAGCUUCGCCGUGUCACGGUCGUGUUCGUGAAUCUCCCCAACAUGAAUGAGAACGUGUCCAUGGUGGAGGCGCAGCAGAUCUUCAUUGAUCUGCAGGACAUCCUCCACAAGUAUGGCGGAAGUUUGAACAAGCUCAGCGUUGACGACAAGGGCAUCAGCCUCCUGGCGGGGUUCGGCAUGCCGUCCAUGACGCACGGUAACGAUGCAGCCAGGGCGGUCUUGGCAGCUCUUCAGAUGCACCGGCACGUAAGCAUGGCGCAGUGGAGAUGUAGCAUCGGCAUCGCGACGGGGAAAGUGUUCAUCGGGAUCAUAGGGAGCGAGCAAAGAUGCGAGUACACGAUGAUAGGGGAUGCUGUUAAUUUCUCGGCCCGGUUGAUGCACCGGGCCCGGGGAAAGAUCCUGUGCGAUACCAGCACUAAGAAGGUCUGCAAGGAGGCGGUCAUCUUCGGAGAGCCGCUGGUAGAGACGAUCAAGGGGAAGCUGUGGCCCGUGAUUCGGCAGCAGAAGGUGACCACAGGCUCCAAGGUGAAUUGCUCAGGGAGCAUGAUUGGAAGAAAGGAGGAGAGGGAAGUCUUGGCUCAGAUGGCCUCCGACAUUGCGAUGCAAAAGGAGAAUGUCAACAAGAUCAUCUUCGUGGGGGAAGCCGGCCUCGGGAAGACCAGGUUGGCGACUGAGUUCCUCAAGAUCGGCAAGGAACGCGGACUCAACUGCUUCCUUGCUUCUGCGGAUGAAGUUCAGAUCUCGACACCGUUCCAUCCAUGGCGAAGUAUCUUCCAGCACAUCCUCGGUGUCGACGAGUUCGGCAUGGCGGGGAACGAGUUCAACCGAAGAUACAGCGACUCUGGCUUCAAGGCCGAUCAUCAGGCGAUGCUCAAGGAGAAGCUGACGGUGAUGGGGCUUUCGGAAGCAUUUGUCAAGCUCACCCCCCUGCUGGACUCUGUCCUGUCCAUCGGGCUCGAGGACAACCAGAGGACGAGGAAGAUGAGGGGGGAGAUCAGAGCAAAGAACACUCAGAAGUUCCUGUGUGAGAUCCUCCGCCUCUACUGCAUGUCCACGUCCUUCGUCCUGGUCGUCGAUGAUGGGCAGUGGUUUGACUCCAUGUCUUGGGCGCUCAUCUCCCUUGUCUCCAAGAUCGUCCCGACGUUCCACGUGGUGCUGUUCACGAGGCCGAUGCCGUCCCCUCAGCCGACAGAGUUCAAGAACUUCGAGAUGACGUGCACGAGGUACGUCCUUCAGUCCAUGACCGACGAGGACUGUGUGCAGCUCGUCGUUCAGAUCCUCGGAGUCGACAAGCUCCCCUUGGCGAUCGAGGACCUGAUCCGGGACAGAGCUCAGGGCAGCCCUCUCUUCAGCUCCGAGCUGGCGCUCUCCCUGAGGGAGUCGCUCAACGCCAGCGGGGAGAAUCUGAGCAGUCAGCUGGACGAGUUGGACCUGUCAAACUUCACCGUCUCCGACACGAUCGAGGGGCUGAUCACUAGCAGGAUCGACAGGCUGACGGCGUCGCAGCAGCUGACGCUCAAGGUGGCCAGCGUGAUAGGAAGGGAGUUCGACUUCCUGCUGCUGAUUCAGAUCCAUCCAACGGAGAACGAGUCCUCGAUCGAGAGUGACCUAGACGUGCUGAGGUACCACGAGCUCAUCACUCCCUGCCGGAAUGGAAGAGAGACUAGUUACAUCUUCAAGCACGCUGCCAUCCAGGAGAUCAGCUACUCCCUCCUACCCGAGUCCCGCAAGAUCGAGCUCCACUCCAGGGUCGUAGAAGUCCUCGAGUUGCAGCACGGCAACGUUCACAUCACGCUGCAUCCCAUCCUCGCUCAGCACUGCGAGAAGGCGAAGAUCUGGGACAAAGCCCUCCGCUACCUCUCGAGCUCAGGAGGAGAGGCGCUAAGGAACCGUGCUCACAUCGAGGCCAUCGACUGGUUCAAGAGGGCGCUGCAUGCUCAGACGCUGAGCAGUGCCAUGACCACUGAGGAGAGGGCGAGUCUUUACCAGAAGCUGGGAGAGGCCCAGUUCCUGACGGGCGACUUCCACUCGUGCCAACUGAGCUUCAAGCAAGCACUUGAGCUCGUCGGCCGCGCCAUCCCUUCCUCCCGCCACGGCUACUGGCUGGGCUGCGUCAAGGCUGCUGUGGAGUUUGUGCUGAUAUGGCUGUUCCCUCGGCUGUGGAGGAGGGGGACGAAGGAGGGUUACCUACACCUGAUCCAGAUCUACGAGCGGCUGUUCCACUUCUACUACUACCUGGGGAACCCUCUGAAGGCGCUCUACUUCACCCUUCAGAUGUUGAAGGUCUCCGUGCUCAAGGAAGCGACUACCUGCCGUCGCCUCUCUUUCACCUCCAUGCUCGGCCUCGCCCUGCAGGUGUUCGGCAUGCGCUCGAUUUCUAGCUGGGUGAUCAAACAGAGCCUGGAGGGGAUCAACGCGCAAUCUGACGUGUCGUCACAAGCGAAGAUCCUGCUGUGGGGAGGCGUUCACAAGUUCUCGCUGGGGAGGACGGACGAGAGCGCCGUGCUCUUCAAGCAGUCGCUGGAGUUCGGAAGGAGGAUAGGGGAUCAGAGGACGGUGGACGAGGUGUCGUUCAACUACGGGCUGCAGAAGUACAUGCUGAACCAGUACGAGUGCGCCAAGUUAUGGGCGCAGAAGAUAAGGACGUCGACGGAGAAGAGAAACAACUGGCAGGGGGAGCUGUGGGGCCUCUGCCUUGAGAUUGCAUGUGAAGUUCGACUGGAGAGGCUGAGCAGAGACGCUCUCCUGUCUCUCCUGUCCCGCCUCGCGGACCACCUCAGGUUCUCCAACAGGGCCAUCCCCUCGGAUACCCUCCUGGGAAUGUCGGUAAUGGCCAUGGGAUGGCUCAAGGUCGGGGAGAGGACAAAGGCGCUUGCUUGCUGCUCGACCGUUGGCGCGAUCCUCAGGGACUACAGACCUGUGUCGAUCCAUACGUCUUGGGCUCUCAUGACGCUUUCGGGGGUGGUGAAGCGGCUGCAGGAGGGAGAGGAGGGGAGCAGGGAGGAACUGCAGGAGCUGAAGAGAAGCAUCGAGCUCGUGCUUCGGCGAUCGUUGAGGAACUUUCAGAUCCUUACGAUGAGGAAGGAGGCGGUAGAGAAGUGCUGAGAGGAGGGAGAGGGACGAGGAGAGAGCGAGUGUAUGAUAGCAGAGAUGUAGCAUACGGAGGGGAUGAUGUAGAUUUACAAUGAACGCUUGAGAGCGAUCUGGAACCUG